AUGUCAAGUUGUCAACAUCGACCAUUUGAAUGUAUUCAAAUAUGUUGUCAAGGAGUGAAUAAAUGUAUAACAAAUUUUAAUCAUUUAACAACAGUUGCUGAUAUAAUAAAUGUAUUACUUAAUGAUUUAUCUGACAAAGAAUAUUUAACUAUAGAUGAUUGUUCAUUAUAUAUAGAAUAUCAUUCGUAUUUAUUCAUUUUAAAAAAGACAGAUUUUAUUCAAGAUAUUGUUUUUCGUUAUUCAUCAUUAGAUAUUCAUUUUAAAUUAGAAUUAAAAAAUAAUUUAUCAUCAUUACGUUUUGCUCAACGUAAAAAAAUUCUUCAAACAUCUGUAAAACAAACAAUAAUGUUCAAUCCUUAUGAACAAUUAAAAAUACAAGAAUUUUUAAUUCAAAAACAACAAGAAAUUAUAAAUCAAUUAACAAAAAUUAAUAACGAUAAAAAGCCAACAAAUAUAAGACAAUCAAGACAAGAUGAAUAUUAUCAAGCUAUUAAUAAUCGUGAAACAAUGAAAUCAACUCGUUCAUUAUCUCGUGUUCGAUUUCGUCUAUCAACUAUAACACAGAAACGUGAAAUGACAUCGCAAUCAACAACAGUACUACAAGCGAAGAGUAUUUUAAAAAAAUCACCUAUUCAACGAACUUCAAGUGUUGAUCGUGAUAUUGAUCGAUUAAUAUCAUUGAAACAAAGAGAUGAUAAUGAUGAUAAUUUAUCAGAACGAAGUACAACUGAUUCAUGUUUAGGGUCACUUUCAUCUGAAGAUAGUGCCUCUUAUUCUAUUAAACAACAUCAACUUGAGACACUUGUUUAA
Molecule: messenger RNA, 810 nt
Organism: Rotaria sp. Silwood1
Lineage: Eukaryota; Metazoa; Rotifera; Eurotatoria; Philodinida; Philodinidae
Source: the annotation of a GenBank genome assembly